GCCCGAGUCGCCCCCCGAGGUGCUGCCCCCCACCGGCCAGCCACCCCCCGCCCCCUACCUGCUGCCCGCCUUCGUGCUGCCCCCGCCGGGGCAGGGCGAGCCGGAGCGGCUGGCGCGGCUGCGCCGGGCCAUGGUGGAGCUGGAGGAGGUGCUGGCCCCGGGGCCGGGCGAGCCCUGGCGGCUGCGGGGCACCGUGCGGGUGCUGAACGUGGCCUACCGCAAAGCCGUCCACGUGCGAGCCAGCCGGGACCGCUGGCGCACCUACCGCGACCACCCCGCCUGCUACGUGCCGGGGGGCUCGCCCGACGGGGGGCUGAGCGACCGCUUCGCCUUCAGCCUGCCCUUCGGCCCCGGCCAGGAGGGGGACGAAGCCCGGCUGGAUUUCGUGAUCCGGUACCAGACCGACGAGGGCAUCUACUGGGCCAAUAACCAGGGGAAGAACUACAGCGUGGUGAUGAAGGGCCUGCCCCCGCCCCGGGCGACCCCCAGCACUGCCGGCCCGGGGCGGCAGCUGAAGAGUUGCAUGAGGCCGGAGAGGAUGAGGCCGUGCGAGGAAGAGCCAAGCGAUGAAGAGACACCAAACCCUGUCGACGCGGAAGAAGGGAGCCCUGAAAGGGAGACCCGAAGAGAAUCGCCCUCAGCUCCCGCACCGCAGCCCACGGGACAGGUCCCGGCGCUGCCGGUCGCCUCCACGUCCCUGGAGACGGAGCCGCCCGCGAGGGAGCCCCCGCAGCCACCCGUGGCCAGCACUCUGGGGCCGGGGGCCUCGUUCUUGGAGGCUGGCCUGGCAGAGCAGGCUGGGCUCUGGCGGGCGGAGGAGGAGGCCGUGGACUCGGAGCUGGAGCAGCUAUACCUCUGCCAUCUCAGCCGGCUGCGAGCAGAGGGGCUGGGGGGCGCCGGGGGGCGGCCGGGGGGCACGGAAGCGGCUGGCUCCCCCCCGGCCUGGCUGCCUGCCCUGCACCUGAGCCUGCUGAGCGACCGGGACCUGGUGGUCGGCUGCGCCGGGCCGGAGCGGGCGCUGAACAGCUCCCUGGCCCAGGAGAUCACCCGGCGUUACGCCAGCCCGGCGGGCGAGGGCCUGGAGAGGGGCACGGCCGCCCGGCUCACCCCGCCCGCCGGCCCGGGGCGAGACAGCCCCCCAGCGCUGCUGGAGGGCGGGAGCCAGGGAGCCGGCCCAGGUGGGGCCUUGCGGCUGCUGGCGCCGGCCGCCGUGGUGGUGCCGGCAUGGACAGCGGCCCCGGUGGGGCGAGGCCGGGGGGGCUGCGGAGGGCCACGGGGCCUGUGGUCGGGGGAGCCCAGAGAGGGGGCGCCCGGCUGCCCCCCGCGGCUGGGGCAGGCCCUGACCCAUUCCCUCCUCGUCCUGGGCCUCGUGGUCGUCCUGCCCGUGGUCCUUGGUGGCUGCCUGCCGGCCGCGGUCAUCACCCUGUAUGUGGUUCUCACGUGGCACCAGGCGAGCCCCCGCCGGCCGGCGAUGGCGAACGCCAGCGAGGCGGACGAGCCGGGCCUGCCGGGCCCCCCGGCGGCCUCCACCUACGCCAAGCUGCUGCUGCUGGGGCUGAUCAUCUGCGUGAGCCUGGCGGGCAACCUGGCCCUGGCGCUGCUGGUGCUGAAGGAGCGGGGGCUGCACCGGGCCCCCUACUACUUCCUGCUGGACCUGUGCCUGGCGGACGCCGUGCGGGCGGCCAUCUGCUUCCCCUUCGUGCUGGUCUCCAUCCGCCAGGGCUCGGCCUGGACCCACAGCCCGCUGAGCUGCAAGGUGGUGGCCUUCCUGGCCGUCCUCUUCUGCUUCCACGCCGCCUUCCUCCUCUUCUGCAUCAGCGUCACCCGGUACAUGGCCGUGGCCCACCACCGCUUCUACGCCAAGCGCCUGACCCCCUGGACGUGCGUGGCCGUCAUCUGCAUGGUCUGGACCCUCUCGGUGGCCAUGGCCUUCCCGCCCGUCGUCGACGUGGGCACCUACAAGUUCAUCCGGGAGGAGGACCAGUGCAUCUUCGAGCACCGCUACUUCAAGGCCAACGACACGCUGGGCUUCAUGCUCAUGCUGGCCGUGCUGGUGGGGGCCACGCACGCCGUCUACGGCAAGCUGCUCUGCUUCGAGUACCGCCACCGCCGGAUGAAGCCGGUGCAGACGGUGCCGGCCGUCAGCCAGAACUGGACGUUCCACGGGCCGGGGGCCACCGGCCAGGCGGCCGCCAACUGGGUGGCCGGCUUCGGCCGGGGACCCAUGCCGCCCACGCUGCUGGGCGUCCGGCAGAGCGGCCACGCCGCCAACCGCAGCCUGCUGGGCAUGGAGGAGUUCAAGGCGGAGAAGCGGCUGGGGAAGAUGUUCUACGUCAUCACCGUCCUCUUCCUGCUCCUCUGGUCGCCCUACCUCGUGGCCUGCUACUGGAGGGUCUUCGUCAAGGCCUGCAGCAUCCCCCACCGCUACCUGGCCACCGCCGUCUGGCUGAGCUUCGCCCAGGCCGCCGUCAACCCCAUCGUCUGCUUCCUGCUCAACAAGGAGCUCACGAAGGGGCUGGCGGCCCACGUGCCCUGCCGCAGGACAGAGCCCCCCCUGCCCCGGGAGCCGUACUGCGUCAUGUGAGGGGGGCGCCCCCCGGGUCAGGGCCGCGGGAGAGGGUUAGAGGGGCUGGCUGCGGCGGGCCGAGGGCGGGAGGCUGGACAUCCGGCGGCAAGCCGGAGUCACGCCCUGCCCGCAACGGGAUCAGGCCAGAUUCCGAUCUCCGUUAAUCUGGAGUCAGUCCGGAGUCACCCCCUGCCCGCAAUGGGAUCAGGCCAGAUUCAGAUCUCCGUUAAUCUGGAGUCAGUCCGGAGUCACCCCCUGCCCGCAAUGGGAUCUGGCCAGAUUCUGAUCUCCGUUAAUCUGGAGUCAAUCCGGAGUCACCCCCAGACUGCAGUGGGGUCAGGGCCGGAUUCUGAUCUCAGUUAAUCCAGAGUCAAUCCAGAGUCAGCCCCCCCCCACAAUGGGAUCACCCCAGAUUCAGAUCUCUGUUAAUCCAGAAUCAAUCCGGAGUCACCCCCACCCACAAUCUCAGUGAAUCUGGAGUCAAUCCGAAAUCACCCCCAGACUGCAGUGAGGUCAGGGCUGGAUUCUGAUCUUAGCUCCCCUGGGGUCAAUCCAGAGUCACCCUGACUUCGGCGGUCUUACUCCAGCUGCAGUGGGUUAAUCUGGAUUCACACCCAGGUACCCAAAAUGGGGAAUUUGCUGUGUCUAGUUUAGUCCCCAUCGCGGAGAUGAGAAGAGGUGGGGUGGGAGUGGGGCAGGUCUGGGGGGGGGAAGGGAGCU
Messenger RNA from Chelonia mydas (Green sea turtle), 3286 nucleotides. Its product is annotated as protein phosphatase 1 regulatory subunit 3F. The transcript has 5 exons. The coding region runs from base 131 to 2584 and encodes 817 amino acids. Gene Ontology annotation, cellular component: plasma membrane. The record is from RefSeq and is a predicted model, not a curated record. NCBI's taxonomy places the organism in Eukaryota, Metazoa, Chordata, Testudines, Cheloniidae. Gene Ontology annotation, biological process: G protein-coupled receptor signaling pathway. Gene Ontology annotation, molecular function: protein binding; G protein-coupled receptor activity.